Molecule: messenger RNA, 957 nt
Organism: Ceratotherium simum simum (southern white rhinoceros)
Lineage: Eukaryota; Metazoa; Chordata; Mammalia; Perissodactyla; Rhinocerotidae
Gene: CHCHD4
Product: coiled-coil-helix-coiled-coil-helix domain containing 4
Biological process (GO): protein import into mitochondrial intermembrane space
Cellular component (GO): mitochondrial intermembrane space
Molecular function (GO): protein-disulfide reductase activity
Source: RefSeq, a predicted model, not a curated record
CUGGGGCUGGGAGGGCGCGGAAGCAGGCGCGCGGCGGGCAGGCCCGGAGGGGGCGGGUCCCCGCGGGCCUCGGAGCCGCCCGUCCCGCCUGAGGAGAGGUCACGGCGUGAAGCCGCCGCCGCCGCUAUCGCUGCGAGAUCUGAGCGCUGGGCUGCAGCCAUGGCCUACUGCCGGCAGGAAGGAAAGGAUCGAAUCAUAUUUGUGACCAAAGAAGACCAUGAAACUCCAAGUAAUGCGGAGCUGGUGGCUGAUGACCCCAAUGAUCCGUACGAGGAGCAUGGCUUGAUCCUGCCAAACGGGGACAUUAACUGGAACUGCCCGUGCCUUGGGGGAAUGGCCAGCGGCCCCUGUGGGGAACAGUUCAAGUCGGCCUUCUCCUGCUUCCACUACAGCACGGAGGAGGUCAAGGGGUCGGACUGCAUAGACCAGUUCCGGGCCAUGCAGGAGUGCAUGCAGAAGUACCCAGACCUCUAUCCCCAGGAGGACGAGGAGGAAGAGGAGAAGAAGCCACCAGAACCUUUAGAGGAAACAGCUGGCCCUGAGGCCACCGCGCCCAGAGAGGAGGAAGGGUCCAGCUAAUGAAGGCCCCGAGGCCCGGCCCCAGUCCUUCGUCUCCGGAGUGAUGGGAACGUUUUGCACAAUGCCUUUCGGUCGCUCUCCAAGAAGGUGUCUUUCCCUUUUGUUCUGUGCACUGUAAUGUACAAAAUAACUUAUUGUGAUCAUCAGGGGUCUUGGUCCCUUGACAUAUACACUGAAAAAAACAGAGUUGUGUGUAUGUGUGUCUCACAUAAGCCUAUCAGCGAACGUAGCUGCCACUUUUGAAUUUUGCCCUGAAUUUUGCCACUUUGAAAUAAUGUGCUGAAUAUUCUCAGCACUGUGAUUGAGCUGAUUUAUUCUGAUUCAUUAUAGCCUUUUUAGUAGAUUUUAUACCCCUUUGGGAAAUGAAAUAGAAAAAAA